Homarus americanus (American lobster) is the source of this 909-nucleotide messenger RNA. Its product is annotated as spore wall protein 2-like. Bases 1 to 909 code for a protein of 302 amino acids. The transcript is spliced from 5 exons. NCBI's taxonomy places the organism in Eukaryota, Metazoa, Arthropoda, Malacostraca, Decapoda, Nephropidae. The record is from RefSeq and is a predicted model, not a curated record.
AUGUUUGUGAUCUUCAUAAACGACAUAGAUGAAAACAUAUCGGGCCACAUUGACAAGUUUGCGGACGACACGAACUGUUACUGUGGCCCGACCUCCGCCCUCCACCACUAUCACGGUAUAAUUGUCUUCUCCUCCUCACCACAGGGCCUCUGGCUUCUUGCUCCCGGUGAUUGGUCCACUAAGACUACAGAAGGUCGCCCUCAGAUAAAAGUAAGACUACAGAAGGUCGCCCUCAGAAGUAAGACUACAGAAGGUCGCCCUCAGAUAAAAGUAAGACUACAGAAGGUCGCCCUCAGAAGUGAGGAAGGUGUUGAUGAGAAUAGUCAAGACGGCUUAAAUGUAAGCAGUGAUGAGAGUGACGGCAGUGAGGAUAGUGAUGGUAAAGAGAAUGCAGGCGAGAGUGACGGCAGUGAGGAUAGUGAUGGUAAAGAGAAUGCAGGCGAGAGUGACGGCAGUGAGGAUAGUGAUGGUAAAGAGAAUGCAGGCGGGAGUGACGGCAGUGAGGAUAGUGAUGGUAAAGAGAAUGCAGGCGAGAGUGAGGACAGUGAGGAUAGUGAUGGUAAAAAGAAUGAGCAGUAUGGUAAAGAGAAUGCAGGCGAGAGUGACGGCAGGAGGAUAGUGAUGUACGGCAGUGAGGAUAGUGAUGGUAAAGAGAAUGCAGGCGGGAGUGACGGCAGUGAGGAUAGUGAUGGUAAAGAGAAUGCAGGCGAGAGUGACGGCAGUGAGGAUAGUGAUGGUAAAGAGAAUGCAGGCGAGAGUGACGGCAGUGAGGAUAGUGAUGGUAAAGAGAAUGCAGGCGGGAGUGACGGCAGUGAGGAUAGUGAUGGUAAAGAGAAUGCAGGCGAGAGUGAGGACAGUGAGGAUAGUGAUGGUAAAAAGAAUGCAGGCGAGAGUGAGGACAGAGAAUGA